Dujonia railenensis is the source of this 417-nucleotide messenger RNA. The record is from the annotation of a GenBank genome assembly. NCBI's taxonomy places the organism in Eukaryota, Fungi, Ascomycota, Pichiomycetes, Serinales, Debaryomycetaceae.
AUGAAAUUCGACGAUCGGAAACAUUGCAACGCAGGCUCAAACUUAAAACUAUUGUCUCGUAUGCUGCUAUUUAAAGUUCUCCGAAAGUUUUCUGUAGCAUAUGCACGUUCCCUCAUUUACUGUGAUGUGACGGACCAAUUCCUAAUCUUUCAUAUCUCUAGCGUUGGAAUUAUGAUAGGCACUGGCUUGGCGCAUGGAAGGCUAAGAUCCCUAAAUGAGAAAUAUGAAUUACUAGCCAAACGAAAGCCAUAUCCUCACGAAAAAACCAACCUUCCUUGUCAUAUGAAUAUAUCUUAUAACAGCACUGAAGACGGAUUUCACGGAGUUGUGCCAUACUCUCCAUAUCCUUUCCACAUUCUUAUCACUUUAGAGUUCAUCGCACAUCUUUGUUUAAAUCCGGAGCUCUUGUGCAUAUGA